AUGUCGAUGGUCGACACAUUGAUUGACAGCGCAGCACACAAUAAGAUCUUGUCAUUCAUGGAUGGCAAUGCAGGAUAUAACCAAAUCCUGGUUGCUGAAGCAGAUAUUCAUAAAACAACAUUCAGAUGUCCAGGAGCAGUAGGAGCCUACGAAUACGUUGUUAUGCCCUUCAGACUAAAGAAUGCAGGCACUACGUACCAAAGUGAGAUGAAUGCUAUAUUUCAUGAUAUGAUCGGGCCUACUCUAGAAGUAUAUAUUGACGACGUGGUCAUCAAAUCUCAAGAACAACAGACGCAUAUCGAAGACCGGCGCAAGGCUUUCAUCAGAAUGUGCCAGCAUCAAUUAAAAAUGAACUCGAAAAAAUGUGUCUUCGACCCUCCAGUACCUUGCAACAAAAAGGAGCUACAAAGCCUCCAUGGAAAGAUUAACUUCCUAAGGAGAGUAAUAGCCAAUUCGGCAGGAAAAUUGCAACCGUUCUCCUCCUUACUGAAGAUAAAAGAAGGAGACCCAUUUGCAUGGGCCCCGAUUCAGCAAGAAGCGUUUGAUCAGAUAAAGCAGUAUUUGAGUAAGCCACCAAUUCUCAUUCCUCCAAGAAAGGGUAUACCAUUAAAAUUGUAUAUCUCGGCUUCAGAAAAUUCAAUUGGUAGUUUACUGGCCCAAGAUAAUAUAGAGGGCAAGGAAGAAGCUCAAGGCCAGGUUCAAAUAUCAGUCAAAACAGUACAAAUCAUACCGUGGAAAUUGUACUUUGACGAAUCUAAGACAGAAUCAGCCGCCGGAGCAGGCAUUGUCAUAGAAGAACCGUUCGGGACUAAGUAUGCUUACUCUUUUCAACUUGACUUUGAUAACACUAAUAACAUAGUCGAAUAUGAAGCUUUGAUUAUCGGCUUGGAAAUGGUACUGGAGGUUGGCGUAAAGCACUUGGAGGUGUUCAGAGACUCUCACUUGACGGUCCACAGAGGGAGUUCUGUUGAGAUGCCUCGAACUCCAAGAAUCGAUGCGCGUUAUAGGCGAAAUUCACAUGGGAACUUGUGGGGCACAUCAAUCUGGGAAAAGAUGUGCUGGCUUAUCAAAAGAUAUGGCCACUUCUGGCCAACCAUGGAGAAAGAUUGUAUUGAUUAUGCUAAAGGAUGUGAAGAUUGCCAGCGGACCGGCCCAAUUCAGCAUAUUCCAACAACCCAUUUAGAUCCAAUCAUAAAGCCUCAACCUUUCAGAGGUUGGGCUAUGGAUUUUGUGGUAAAAAUUGUACCAAGCUCCAGCAAUGAACAUACAUUCAUCAUUGUAGCCACUGACUAUUUCACAAAAUGGGUAGAGGCUAAAGCUUUGAAAUCCAUCACCUCAACUGCGGCGAAGUCUACUAACAAAGUCCUGAUCAACAUCAUCAAGAAAAUGGUUGAUAACAAUUCUAGAGAUUGGCAUGAAAGGUUAUCUAACGCUCUCUGGGCAAAUCGAACUUCCAAAAAGACUACUAUAGGCACGAAACCUUUCGCUCUCACAUACAGACAUGACGCGGUAUUACCAAUUGAGAUCAAUGUACAAUCCUUACGAAUCGAAAGACAGCCUGAAAUGGACGAAGAGGAAUAUACCAAGGCCAUGAUGAAGGAAUUAGAACAGCUCAGUUCGAUUCGGGCCAAGGCUCUGAAUCAUCUAAUGAUCGGAAAGCAAGUAGUGGCUCGGGCCUAUAACAGGCGAGUUCGAGGAAAAACUUUUGAAGAAGGGGAACUAGUUCGGCGAUCUAUCCUACCACUGGGAACCCAUGUAUCAGGAUUAGGUAAUUGGAGCCCUACCUGGGAAAGCCCUUUCAUGGUCAACAAGAUUCUAGGAAAAGGAGCCUACUUGCUACAAGAUAGAGAUGGAAUAGUGCACCAACAUCCGAUAAAUGGACAAUGGCUAAAAAAGUUCAUACCUUCUUUGUGGGAAUUGACAUGCUUGGAUUUAAGUAGCCCAUGA
Molecule: messenger RNA, 1947 nt
Organism: Prunus armeniaca (apricot)
Lineage: Eukaryota; Viridiplantae; Streptophyta; Magnoliopsida; Rosales; Rosaceae
Source: the annotation of a GenBank genome assembly